Molecule: messenger RNA, 2368 nt
Organism: Musa acuminata subsp. malaccensis (wild Malaysian banana)
Lineage: Eukaryota; Viridiplantae; Streptophyta; Magnoliopsida; Zingiberales; Musaceae
Product: zinc finger CCCH domain-containing protein 35-like
Molecular function (GO): metal ion binding
Source: RefSeq, a predicted model, not a curated record
AUGUUUUGCUCCCACAGAGUCUCUCUCUCUCUCUCUCUCUCUCUCUCUUCUCCCCCGACCGGUUGCCAUCGGAAAGAAGAGUAUGGGAGGAGGAGGUGUGAUAACCCCCAGUAGGUAGCACACAGAAAUACGACCUGUUUCCUUGUUCCGGAAUCCGAGUGCUGUUCUUAUCCGGAGGCAUCCAUGCUGCCUUACGAUUGCAGCAACAGUGGGCUCACUCGGGGACCCACCACAAGCGGGGAACCGUGCGGGCAGCGUACAUUCGAAGGCCGAACGUUGGUAACCUAAUCCGUAGAUUCACGAGGACGUCGGGGAUCCGAUGAGAUGCACGAUUAUUAAAGGCAGCAGGCACACGCAUGAUGACCCGCUUCGCCCACCACGUCCCUGCAUCACCCAGCUCUGCCUCUCCACGCAUGCCACGUGGCAGUAGGAGCCGAGAAAGACCGUGGCCCAACAUAAUCAUAUGCGGCCACGAGUGCUGCAGUUGGCAUCGCGUUCUUCCCAUGCUGGAGGAGGAUAAGAUCCUCUACCAAAACUGGUGGACCCACAGCACCAUUCUCCUCCUCACCCGUGGUAUUGGAUCGAGCCGUAGGAUUUGGUUCUCACUGGCACUCCGGAAGGGGCCCACCGUUGUAACCCAAAUCGUACAGAAAACAGUGCCAAGCCCCAGAUCGGCUACACGAACCAUGGUUCGACGGUCUGCUGCAUCCACGUGUCCCACUUCCGUCUUUCUUCGCUUCCGCUUCUUUCUGACGUCGUUAUUCUGACAAAGCAUCGGCCCCUCGGGCGCCGUUAGUUUUGACGUCGUGUUUUCAGGUUUCGCGAAGCUUAACCAAACCGCGGUUACUGCAACGCCAACCGGGUUCACCCUCGUAGUUUAUAAUCACCCCUUGAGCGCUGCGACAAACUAGGUAGCAGGAGAGCCAGCGAGAGAUGAUGGCCAUGAUGAUGAUGGGGGCAGAAGGAGGGGACCGUCGUCAUCCGACGGUCGUUGUUCCGCCGUGGUCGUCGCCCUUCGAGAGUCCGGCGGCGGGGAUUGACUACCACCACUUGGCCGCCGCCGGCGGGGAGUCCACCCUCGCGCUGCUGCAGCGCCAGCUGCGGUUCGACGGCGACGAGGCGGGAUGGGUGGAGGAGGACGUGGAGGAGCCAGACUCGGCCGUGGACGUCUACUCGUCGGACGAGUUCCGGAUGUAUGAGUUCAAGGUGCGGCGGUGUGCGCGCGGCCGCUCCCACGACUGGACCGAGUGUCCCUUCGUCCACCCUGGUGAGAAGGCGCGUCGCCGAGACCCCAGGAAGUACCACUACUCCAGCGCGGCGUGCCCGGACUUCCGCAAGGGCGGUUGCAAGCGCGGUGACGCCUGCGAGUUCGCUCACGGGGUGUUCGAGUGCUGGCUCCACCCGGCGCGCUACCGGACGCAGCCCUGCAAGGACGGCACCACCUGCGCCCGCCGCGUCUGUUUCUUCGCCCACGCGCCCGACCAGCUCCGCGUCCUUUCACAGCAUCAGCAGACGACAACAUUACCCGCGGUGGAGUCCUAUGAUGGUUCGCCGCUACGCCAACAGCAGGCGCUGGAGUGCUACAUAUCGAAGAAACUGAUGUCCUCCAAGACCUCGACGCUGAUGUCUCCGCCGGUUUCCCCGCCGAUGUCACCGAGCAGGACAGCACUCCGGCGGGCGUCGUGGCCGGUGGGAACAUCUCUGAACGAGAUCGUGGCCGCACUGCGGCAGCUACAGCUCACCCAGGCGAAUCCAGCGCCUAGCUGUUGGAACUUACAACUAGGUGACGGUCUGUUCGGAUCGCCAAGAUGCACCGCAUCGGGGUUCAAUGCCGGCUUUUGCAGUCUGCCAUCGACUCCAACGAUGGCGGGGACGAGUGGCGGAGGACUGGGGUGGGCGGACGACGCGGACGGUGGGUUGGCGGAGGGGGAAGAGCCAGUGGAGAGGGUGGAGUCGGGGAGAGCCCUCAGAGCGAAGAUCUUCGAGAAGCUGAGCAAAGAAUGCGUUGUGGAGCGAGCCGAGGCGGCUCCGCCGGUGCCGGCGCCGGAGGUGGUGAAGUGAUAUGCGGGAGGAGGAAUCUUAUGGGUGACCGUAAACCGUCGAGUGAGAUAGAGAAGAUGGAUGUAGAAUAUUUGUACAUAGAAAAUGGUGGUGGGAAUGGAACCGUGGUGGAUCUGUUUUGGGGAUUCUUCCUGCAGAAAGAAAGAAGGUGAAGCGAUCCAUGGAAGAUCGAAGCAAGCAGGAGCAGCACCGCGGCCUUAUCCUUGUGAUUGCAAUGUGAAAUCUGUAAUUAUCACGUCUGUAUUUUGUAGUAUAUAUGUAGCUUUGUAUCACGACGAUUUAGUGAGACAUGUCACUCCCUGCUGGU